UGAAUCUACCGCGCCACCAAGGCACCAACAAUGAUAAUGAGACUGUCGGUCUUUGCUCCCUAGAGUCAACGUCAAUCCCACCUUAUGCUCCUAAUAUUUCCAUCUAACGGUCAGUUUUCUCCCAAACCCUAACACAAGCAGGCCUCGUUUCCACAUCGAACCCAAAUUUCCAAAACACGAUCUCAGUCGUGGAUUUUCACCGUUUCGAAAUCCAACGGUUUAUUCGCAAAGUACCUGCAUAUCUCCUAGCAUUUGUUCAGCCACCAAAAACCACUCAACGAAAGAUUUCACGGCGCAGACAGACCGCAGCGAAUCAGAAACAGAAUGGAGAAGGAGAGAGAGCAGCAGGUUUACUUGGCUAGACUUGCUGAGCAAGCCGAGAGAUACGAUGAGAUGGUUGAAGCAAUGAAGAAAGUUGCCAAGUUAGAUGUGGAAUUGACAGUGGAGGAGAGGAAUCUGGUAUCUGUAGGUUACAAAAAUGUCAUUGGGGCAAGAAGAGCUUCUUGGAGGAUAUUGUCUUCCAUAGAGCAAAAGGAGGAGGCAAAGGGGAAUGAACAAAAUGUGAAGAGGAUAAAAGAUUACAGGCAGCGGGUUGAAGAUGAGCUCGCAAAGAUCUGCAAUGACAUAUUAUCAGUAAUCGAUGAGCAUCUUCUUCCUUCCUCCACCACAGGGGAAUCAACUGUAUUUUACUAUAAGAUGAAAGGAGACUAUUAUCGUUAUUUAGCCGAGUUUAAAAGUGGUGAUGAUCGUAAAGAAGCUGCAGAUCAGUCCCUUAAGGCUUAUGAGGCUGCCACCUCUACUGCAGCCUCAGACCUACCCCCUACGCAUCCAAUCAGGCUUGGCCUGGCUUUGAACUUUUCAGUUUUCUACUAUGAGAUUUUGAACUCUCCUGAAAGGGCCUGUCACCUGGCCAAACAAGCAUUUGAUGAAGCAAUAGCAGAACUUGAUAGCCUAAAUGAAGAAUCUUACAAGGACAGCACCCUUAUCAUGCAGCUUCUGAGAGAUAAUCUUACCUUAUGGACCUCAGACCUGCCAGAGGAGGGAGGUGAGCAAUCUAAAGGUGAUGAACCACAAGCUGAGAAUUAGUUGAGAACAAGGGAACGAUUCUUUUAGACUGGGUUCACUGGAGAGGAAAGGAUGAACUACGAUGAUCAUUUUAGUAGGUAGUACAGGGAAUGGUGGACCAUUGUCUUGUCUCUAUUUGUUCUGAACAGAUGUUUCCCGACUAUUGUUAUGUCUGCUUUGCAUCGAUAAUGUAAUUGAACUUGCUACUUGCAUGUUUGUGGUAUGCUUUCUAAAUCGAUAGCUGCAGGUCAAGUUGGUAUUUGAAUUUACAUAUUCUAUUGUAGUGUCUUACUUUCUGUGAAUUUAUCAAUUUAGCUAUUGUUUUCUCUUUGCAUG
Jatropha curcas is the source of this 1401-nucleotide messenger RNA. Its product is annotated as 14-3-3 protein 7. Lineage: Eukaryota; Viridiplantae; Streptophyta; Magnoliopsida; Malpighiales; Euphorbiaceae. The record is from RefSeq and is a predicted model, not a curated record.